GCGUGCUGUACUGGCCUCUCGGCGCGCUUGGGAGAGAGAGUCUUGAUACGUCUGCUGCGUUAUUCGUCCUCACCAUCUGUACGAUUUGAGUAAUUGCUGUGCGCCAUGCCGGUGUCUCCUUGUUGCGAGUAUUACGGUUAUUUGCCGAGACUCAUUCGCAAAUCAGCAUCAACGGCUUCCGCCUCAGCUGCGGCGCUGCCUGCUGCAUCGACCAGCAACCCACUUCCGUCCUCCACCGUAAGUGAAAGCAAUGGUGUCCCGAGGGCGGAGAGUAGUAUCAAGCCACCGUCAAUCUACAGGUUAAGCAAGCCGCUGACUUACCCCGUUGCGGAGCUGCCACCUAAACCGGCCUUUUCGUUGCGACUGGUCAUCAUCAGCGACACGCAUGAGCGGCACCACGAAAUGACGGUGCCGCACGGAGACGUUCUUGUGCACUGCGGCGACAUACAGGAUGGUGUGAAAUUCUGCCGGAGCACCGAUUCCAUGCUGGUUGACUUUUCCACAUGGAUCAACGAUCCCGCUCUCCACCCACACCCCGUAAAGCUUAUCAUUGCGGGAAACCAUGACAAGGCAAUCGCAGGUAUGAGUGUGGAUGCAGUACGAAGGCUCUUUGCUCCCGCGCUGUACCUGUGUAAUGAAAGUGCGUUGAUUGAGCCAGUUGGUGUGCGGGUUUACGGCUCGCCGCGCUCCAUCGCGAACUCCCGGCUGAGCCCGAACACGGCGUUUCAGUCGAACAAGUCGUGGCUGCCGUUCAUGUUUCCCACUGCUCGCACGGACGAAGACAAGGUAGAGAAUGCAUCGCUGGAGCAGAAAAGUAGAAGUCCGCUUCGUGUGCGUCUUGAGGGCACAACUCCUGGUGGUCCGAUCGACAUGUUGAUGACCCACCAAAGUCCUGAUACAGUUCGAGCUCGUCACACGGUGGAGGAACAACCGAUAUGCACCUACGUUCAGCAGGUAGCACCGCGACGUGUGUUUUUCUGCGGACACCUGCACGCCGCACAUGGUAUGCAUCGCCUUCCCGUCCCACUUGUCGUUCAGGAAGCUUUUGGGCUGCGGCAAACGGGAAACGGAUUGCCAGCCGAGCAGCAAGUGGUAGGGGAGAUUCCGUUUACUCCUUGCAUCAACGCGUCUAUGAUGAUGGGCUUACUAGGCCGAGGAAGACUGCUUCCCGCUAGUGUGGUCGAUCUUGAAUUGUAG
Messenger RNA from Leptomonas pyrrhocoris, 1197 nucleotides. RefSeq lists its product as hypothetical. The transcript has a single exon. Gene Ontology annotation, molecular function: hydrolase activity. Lineage: Eukaryota; Euglenozoa; Kinetoplastea; Trypanosomatida; Trypanosomatidae. The record is from RefSeq and is a predicted model, not a curated record. Bases 106 to 1197 code for a protein of 363 amino acids.